CGAUUCCUGACACCAGGAUCAAAAGAGUAACACGCCCACUUUAGUCGAUUUGGUGGUCGUAGAUGGUCGUAGUGUCCAGGAUGCCGGAACGGUACGGAACCUAAACGAGGUUUUCUCUUGGGACGGCGCGACGUGGAACGAAUGCCCUGGGCCUAAGGACUGCUGUCGCCCGGCAACUGGUUGCACGAUGAACCUCCGAGCAUUAUGCCUGACCACGAUUGUCCACGCUGCAUCCCUAGCCCGGGGCUACACAAUCAACAUCACCAUCAACGCAGUUGACAGCACGCCACGAUAUAUAAAUCCUUACUACUCAGCACCAUUUGCCUAUCGCCCCAUGCACCCCAUCUGGCGACCAAAGCCUCCAACGCGGCCAUACUACCACCAUCGAUCGUACCAUCGGCCAAGAGCCCCAUACCCUUACAAUUCUUACCGGCCUCGGCCAAAGACUCGUUACUACUACAAGCCUCGAUACCCUCAGCAACCUCCUCGGACGAUACCGAGGCCCCCACGGAGACCGUAUGGCCCUCCAGCGUACAGGCCACCGUACGAGGCGGCUCCCUUCGUGGCGAAGCCUGCUCCCCACCUGGAAGCGGCGACGGCGGUGCAGUUAAGGCCCCCCGCUGUGGCGGCUCCGCCGACGCCGUCUUCCGCGAGGCCCCUGCUGGAGACCAGCGACGUGACCGACGAGAGUGGCCCCAGCGUCGCGGCCCCGAAGCCCGCCGCGGCCUACCAGCCGGCGGCGUCGUCGGGCGGCCUCACAAAGUUCCUGCGGCGGCCGCCCUUCGUACGCCCGGGAAGAACAGGCAGCGGCUCGGACUCCUGCUUCGGAGGUUCCCGGUGCACGUUCUUCCUGCACUGCUGGAUGGCCGGCGGGUCUCUGGGCUCUUCGUGCGGUCCGCUCAUGUCGUGCUGCAUCACGCCCUCGGACGCGGUCAUCAAGCCGCGCUACUACGGACCCGUCAAGAACGACCCCUACUGCGGUCGCAGUGGCGGCCGUAUCAGCCGCAUCGUGGGAGGCAAGGAGGCCGAGUUCGGCCAGUUUCCCUGGCAGGCGUUCAUCCAGGUUGCCGGCAGCCGGUGCGGGGGAACACUCGUCUCCCGGCAGCACGUCGUCACGGCCGGACACUGCGUUGCCAAGUACCAGUACAACCCGUCGAGCAUUCGCGUAACGCUUGGUGACUACGUUCUCAACUCUGACGUCGAGAGCCUCCCGAGUGAGACGUUCGGCGUUCGCCAGAUCCGGGUGCAUCCGGACUUCAGGUUCACGCCACAGGCUGACCGCUACGACGUGGCUGUGCUCGUACUGGACAGGCCGGUCACCUACAGGGCCAACGUGAUGCCCAUAUGCCUACCGCCAAAGGACGCCCAAUUCGUGGCCCGAGUCGCCGAGGCCGCCGGUUGGGGAGCACUCGAGCCUGGCUCCAAGGUGCGACCGCGCGUUCUGCAGUACGUCCACGUUCCAGUGCUGCCCAACGAGGUCUGCGAGAACUGGCACCGGCGGCAGGGCAUCAACAUUCGCAUCCACGACGAAAUGCUCUGCGCGGGCUACGAGCGCGGGGGCAAGGACUCUUGUCAGGGCGACUCCGGCGGUCCGUUGAUGAUGAACGACUACGGCGUCUACUACCUGAUCGGCAUCGUGUCGGCGGGCUACUCGUGCGCCAAGAACUACCAGCCCGGCAUUUACCACAGGGUCAGCAGUUCGUCCGAUUGGAUAUCCUCCAACAUCUACUAGACACCUACAGUCAAGCGUUUCGGACGCCACGCGCUUCUCGAAGCGGCGCGUGCGUAGUCAUCAAACGAAGAAAACAAGAUGGCUGCUGCGCGGUGCGUGCAGCCUCAACAGCGAUGAUAAACCAGUGCAUUACGGGACCAAUCUGCGUCGCGUCUCGGACGUGAAGACAGUUUCGAAGGAGUAGCAAGUGGCGGGUGAUGCGAGUGGUUUAGUCCUUUUUUUUUUCCUUGCGCGAAAACAUUUUGGUGCGUGGCGCUGGUGAGCCGAUAGGAAGCUUCCCUACAUCGCCGGGUGCGUGAUCUUCGAGACCUUCCUUGUGAGCGCUCUGAGCGUUCCAGGAAAGUUGCGUUGUUGUUUCGUUUUAACUGUUUUAUAAGUGUUUUUUUUUUGUCUCGUUCUAAUGUUGUUCGCAAUUUUAGGCUUUAAGAACGGUGGACUUAUUGAGAGCAGAACCUUUUUUUUUCCUUUUCUAGGUCACUUGCUUUGUUU
Rhipicephalus sanguineus (brown dog tick) is the source of this 2221-nucleotide messenger RNA. RefSeq names its product brain-specific serine protease 4-like. NCBI's taxonomy places the organism in Eukaryota, Metazoa, Arthropoda, Arachnida, Ixodida, Ixodidae. Gene Ontology annotation, molecular function: serine-type endopeptidase activity. Gene Ontology annotation, biological process: proteolysis. Bases 188 to 1732 code for a protein of 514 amino acids. The transcript is spliced from 8 exons. The record is from RefSeq and is a predicted model, not a curated record.